AUCAUCAAUAUGAAGGAAAAAUAUAUCCCAAACAGAAAACCUGUUUAUUAUAUAUAUAUGUUAUUAUUAUAUAUAUAUUAUUAUUAGUAUUAUGUUCGUGCCCUGUGGUUCCUGGUACUUUUAGAAAAGGACCACUAACAUGAAUGUCGUAAAAGACAACUAAGCGCUUAUAAACUUGGAAUUCUAUUCUUGUAGGCGAUUUGAAUCUCAAUUCUUUCAUCUUAAGCCUAAAAGCUGAACGUGGCCUUUCAGUCUUUUCAAGUAUAUUGGCUCUGUCUACCGCGCAGGGAAUAAAUACGUAUUUACGUAUGUUUUGGGCAUUAAGGAUUCAGUUACCCGUUAUCUGUUUUAGGUCUUACGCCUAACUUAAAAGAAAUACAAAAUAGUCUCGCCGAUGUUAAUAAAUAAAAAUAAAAAAAAAUUCUUAGGAAACUUUUUGAUCUAAAAUGUUGUAUUGUAGGUAUUGUAAUAAAUAAACAAAAGCAUCGUUGAACUGAUAAAUAAAUAAAAGCUUGAGGUUUACUUUAAAACAUUUUUUUUAAUAUAUAAAUCGUUUUCUCUAACAUGCGAUGAAUAAUUCGUUGCUAAUUACUAAGACGAGUGACGAGAACUCUUCAGUUAAUAGGUGUAUAUUAAAGCAACACAUAGCUUGUCUUUAAACAGUUCAAGUUUAGCUUAGGGAUAACUUGCAUGAAUUCAAAAUGGUUGCUUUAACGUUAUUAAGUUUUGUUAUUUGUGUUAUUUAUGGAGCGGUGGCAAAUGUUGUGCCAGUAGGGAAAUGCAGCCUAGAAGAUUCAAACUGCCUGAGGAAAGAGUUUCAAAAUGGCGUGCCUACAUUCUUUGAUGGUAUACCUGAAGCUAACAUUGAUGUUUUGGAUGUAAUGGAUAUGGACGACGUGAAGUUUGACCUCUCCGGUCUACAGUUUACAUUGAAAGAAGGAAAACUGAAAGGUCUAAAGGGAAUGGUUAUCAAAUCCGUAGAUUGGAACACGAAAAAGAACAAAAUAUCAAUAAAUUUUGUGGCAAACUGUACAGUGAAAGGACAUUAUACCGCCGCUGGCAGAGUGUUAAUCCUGCCUAUUAGCGGAGAUGGACAGAUGAAAUUGAAAUUGAGAGAUAUUGAUGUAAGACUAUACAUCGAUUACGACCUAAAGAAGACAGCUGAUGGCAAGGAGAGAGUGGCGCCAAAGAAACUGCAUUUUGACUUCGAAGUUAUGGGCAACGCACACUUCACUCUGACUAACUUGUUCAAUGGAAAUAAGGAGCUCAGUGAAGCCAUGCAUGCGUUCCUGAACGACAACUGGAAGCAAGUUUCGGCGGAGUUCGGCCAGCCCAUGUUGGCUGUGGCCGCCAAGAAAAUAUACAAAAACGUUGAAAAAUAUUUCGAGCAAAACCCUAUCGCUGAUAUAACUUUGUAGACAAUUUUAUUUUUUAUUUAUUUAUUUUCUAUAUUUUUGUUUUUACUAUUUAUUGUUUUGUCUUAUAUUUGGUAUCAGUGUUACUGUCUUCUGAGAUCGGCUGGAAUUAAGCAAACAGUAAA
Amyelois transitella is the source of this 1540-nucleotide messenger RNA. RefSeq names its product circadian clock-controlled protein daywake. The transcript is spliced from 5 exons. The coding region runs from base 702 to 1418 and encodes 238 amino acids. The record is from RefSeq and is a predicted model, not a curated record. Lineage: Eukaryota; Metazoa; Arthropoda; Insecta; Lepidoptera; Pyralidae.